CAACUUAAAACGGCGGAAGAGAGGAGACGAGAACGCACGAGACGCUCGUCCUCCUCUUCUCGUUCCGUGCACUCUCAACCUCAGCACUCUCAUCUCCGCAGUAGUACUACAUCGGCGCUCAGAGAAGAGAGGGAACCCUCGAUCGAAGUGCUUUCCUCUCUCUCUCUCUUUCUCUGUUCAGCCGGGAUCUCUCUGGAAACUAGAGGUUGGGACUUGGGAGUAGUUAACUUCUGCAAUGAGUUUUCUUAAAACAGCUCCUCCGCCUGAUUGCUUCUUAAACCAACAUUGCUCGCGAUGGGCUCAAAUGUACUUGAAGUAUUGCCUUUGUAGUACAAAGGAUGGAAUUUCCUUAUUUCUUGGAGCUGCCAGUAUCAUCAGCUGGGUAAUUGCAGAGAUUCCUCAAAUCAUGACAAAUUACUGUGAAAAAUCUACAGAAGGCCUUUCAAUUGCUUUUCUAAUGACAUGGAUCGUUGGAGAUUUAUUUAACCUCAUCGGCUGUCUGCUAGAACCUGCUACUUUGCCGACACAGUAUUAUGUGGCAUUGUUAUACACAGCAAGUACAGUUAUCCUGACUGGGCAGACUAUGUAUUAUGGUUACAUUUACCAUAGACUUGAACCAAACAAACAUGGAAUACAUGUCAAGAGCCAAAAGCAUCAUCAAGAAGAUGGAUCAGCAGAAGAGUGCCUGCUGGGAGAUUCAAAGAAAACUAGAGUUCAUGGUUACCAAUCAAAUGGCACAAGUCCCUCAAAGGAAGUCAACAUACCAAGCUCACCAAUUCCAGUUGAAGUACUUUGUGAUUCCUAUGGGAGUGACUUCUAUUACACGUCAGCACGGUCUUUAUCUAAAAGCCCUGUGCCUGCUUUUGGUGCUUGGUUAGCACAUUCAUGUGACAAUGGAGGGUCACCACCCAGAAGUGGCAAUCAGCAAUCUGUAGCAAAAGAGCCUCUAAUUGACAGGAUUAUUUUCCCGCAAUCUGCACCACCGAAUUUGAGUACUAAAAAUAUGCUUGCUGUAGUACCUUCAGCUGUAUUUUUCUUUGGUAUGUGUGUUCUUCAUCUUUGCACCAAUGAUGUGCACACUGCAUCACCUAAUGGAAUGGUCAUACGAGUCGGACGUAAGUUGUUACAGGACCAUGUUCAAGAUGAUGGAAGCAUUGGAGUCGGAAACUUACUUGGUUGGGCAAUGGCAGCUAUUUAUAUGGGGGCAAGGCUUCCUCAGAUAUAUUUAAACAUUAGAAGGGGCAAUGUUCAGGGCCUUAACCCGUUAAUGUUUGUUUUCGCGGUGAGUGGAAAUGCAACAUAUGUGGGAAGUAUUCUUGUGGAAAGCUUGGAUUGGCAUAAAAUCAGGCCCAAUCUACCCUGGCUAGCUGAUGCUGGAGGAUGCAUACUUCUGGAUGUUUUCAUUCUGAUCCAAUUUUUCUAUUUUCAUUAUCGGAAACAGCAGAGGUCUGAAUCUAAAGAUAACCCAGCUUAACAGAGAAAUAUGAUAGUUGAAGAAAUUCCAGAGACGAAAUUUCCACUCAGGGGGAUUCUCUGGUUGUUUUACUUCUACAUGAUCGAGGAGGUACCACAUCGGACUACCACUUACAGAGUAUUGCAUUUUUUUGCAAGCUCUCACAGACAUAUUCGGACCAUGUGCAUGAACAGGAGUUGGAACUCCGGACAUCUGAUGACAAGGGUCAUUUUUGCUUUGCUUUUGUUAUUCUCCACUGGUGACUUGAAUUAGUUUGUAAUGGAUUUGAAAUAUUAGAAACCAAGUUAUUUUUUUGGGCAGAAAACCCAUAAUACAUUUGAUAGAGGUUGUUGCUACAUUUAGUGUACAUAAUUCAAUUUAAAUGCACCAGAAGAGCUACUUGGUA
This is a messenger RNA of Musa acuminata subsp. malaccensis (wild Malaysian banana), 1859 nucleotides long. RefSeq lists its product as uncharacterized. The record is from RefSeq and is a predicted model, not a curated record. Lineage: Eukaryota; Viridiplantae; Streptophyta; Magnoliopsida; Zingiberales; Musaceae. Gene Ontology annotation, cellular component: membrane.